Molecule: messenger RNA, 1680 nt
Organism: Vespula pensylvanica (western yellowjacket)
Lineage: Eukaryota; Metazoa; Arthropoda; Insecta; Hymenoptera; Vespidae
Product: transmembrane protein 53
Exons: 5
Coding region: 593-1612 (339 amino acids)
Source: RefSeq, a predicted model, not a curated record
AGCUGGACACGAGGCGAGCUGGCUCGCGUGCACCUUCAGGAAACUCCAUUUAUCGAUCCUCCGAUUCGCUUUCGCGCUUUCGAAGAACGAACGCGAACGGUACGACGCAAGCUCGUGCCGAACGAGAGGAGAGCUUUCCUAGUGCGACUGGUGGGGUGCUUUUAUAUGUUGCUUCUAUCCGUGUGUGUUGAAAAGAGCAAGAGAGAGAGAGAGAGAGAGAGCAAGGGAGGGAAGGAAAGAGAGAGAAAGAGAGAAAGAGAAGAGAGAGAAGAGAAAAAGGGAGAAAGAGAAAAAGAGAGAAAGAGAAAGAUAUAGGGAGAUAGACGUGUAUAUACAUCUCUCCCUCUUCAUCUUUACCACCUCGUUCUACCUCCCUCUUUCGAGUAGCCCGCGCUCAACGUUACGUUUCGUUUCGUUUCCUCGAGAUAUUCUACUCUAGAUACCUCCACUUCCUCGUCUUCGUCAUCAUCACCUUACUAACUAGCUUUUGCCAUUGCCGUCAUCAUAAGGCGGCUACAUAAAUAUAGAUUACGCGCAUUGAGAGAGUACGCAUUUCCGGCAUCCAAAUAGGUGCGAGGUAAUCUAUACGAUCAUGCCGGAGAAGAUGAGCGAUCAAGAGGACCUGGAAUACUGCAUAAUGUUUCCUUCCUUUCCACCAUCGCCAAAGGAUCCGACGACGUUGACUUCGUCCACGAACAAUGGACAGGAUCAUAAGGAGGAAUUCGUCUUCGUUUAUGAAGAGGACAAACGGCCACUUGUCGUCCUACUUGGAUGGGCUGGCUGUCAAGAUAGAUACUUGGCUAAAUACAGUGCUAUCUACAAGGAGAAGAGUUGCAUCACUCUCCGUUAUACGGCACCGAUGGAAUGUCUAUUUGGACGAAGAGAUAAAAUGCCUUAUAUAGGCAAACGAUUAUUACAGGUGAUUGCUAAAAACAGUUUGAACGAUCAUCCGAUAUUCUUUCAUAUAUUCAGCAACGGUGGUGCUUUGCUUUAUCAACACAUCAGUAUCGCGAUGCAACAAAUGGAUUCUCCGAUACAAUCCCAAGUGAAAGGGGUAAUAUUUGACAGCGCGCCUGGUGAAAGAAGAGUUACGUCCCUGUUCAAAGCUAUCAGUGCUAUCAUCGGUGGACAUCCUCUGACGAAUAUACCAAUGUCUUUCUUCAUUACAAUCUUCCUCUCAAUGUUCUGGUUCUUCGAGGUGGUCGCUCAUGCUCUUGGACGAGGUUUUACCAUUCAAUCUAAUCCAUACACACUGAUGGAAGAAUCUUAUUCUUGGCCGCAACUCUUUCUUUACUCGAACACCGAUACAUUGAUUCCAGCUGCCGAUGUCGAGAAAUUCGCAAGCCGACGUGCAGAACGCGGUGUACGCGUACAACUUGUCCUCUUUACAAAUUCACCCCACGUAAAACAUUAUGCAAUGUAUCGUGAGGUCUAUGUGAACACGGUUUGCAGUUUCAUCAAUGAGUGCCUACAAUCUGGCAACCCGUCCAAGAGAUUUGAGAAGUCAGCAAGUCAUGAGGACGAACGAAUCGAAACUGACGUUUACGACGCCCAACCCGGCCUGACGAAACGCGUUGUUUUGCCUAACGAGGCAACGAAAUAUCAAAAUUAGAAAACGCAUGAGAACGAGCCGUACGAUUUAAUAAUAAUAACAAUAAAAAAGAAUUGUUUUUAGCAAAA